Molecule: messenger RNA, 1629 nt
Organism: Cyclocybe aegerita
Lineage: Eukaryota; Fungi; Basidiomycota; Agaricomycetes; Agaricales; Hemipholiotaceae
Source: the annotation of a GenBank genome assembly
AUGACCUAUCAACAACUAGCCGUUGGCUUUGCCGCCGCCUCUGUCGUAUACGUCGCCUUCAAGGUCUCCCGCGUCAUCUGGUAUGAAUGGACAUCGCCCUUACACGCUCUUCAUGGCCCUUCAAGCAAGAGCUUUCUAUUCGGACACAUGAAGCAGAUACUGGAAGCAGAGGACAUGAUCGAGCAGCAAAAGUGGAUCGAAGAGUAUGGAUCGACAUUCAAGUACAAAGGAUUCGCCGGGAUGAAUCGCCUCUAUACAACCGACCCCAAGGCUUUGAACCAUAUUUUCGUGAACAACAUGGUUUAUCAGAAGCCUGAUGCUGUUCGGCAUAACCUGCGGAUGAUUCUUGGGAACGGGCUUGUGGUCGUUGAAGGAGAGAAGCACCGACAACAGAGAAAGAUCAUGAACCCUGCAUUUGGACCGGCGCAAAUCCGGGAGAUGGUUGGGAUUUUCAUUGAAAAGGGUGUCGAACUUCGAGACAUCUUGCUUGAAGAAAGCAAGAAGCAAGAUAACCAUGGCCAGAUUGAUGCUCUGUAUUGGUUAAGCAAAACGACACUUGAUGUUAUUGGGCUUGCAGGAUUUGACUAUAAGUUCAACGCCUUGACGAGCGGACCCGAACAUGACGAGUUGCAUCAAGCAUUCACUGUUAUCUUUCGGUCAGGGAACCGGGUGUCUAUCCGCCAGAUUGUCAGAGGGUUGAUUCCAUGGACGCGGCCUAUUUUAAAAUACGUCCUCCCUGAUAAGCAAGACGAGGAAUCCGACAAGGCUACGAAGACGAUGACAAGGAUCGGAAAUGAGCUGCUGAAAGAUAGCCGGGCAGCCCUUUCCCCCGAGAACGGGACAGCGGAGAAGGCCUCGUGGUAUAGGAAGGAUCUGCUAUCUUUGCUGCUGAGAGCGAACAUGGCCACGGAUGUACCGGCUGCCCAGCGGAUGUCAGAUGACGAUGUGGUUUCCCAGGUGCCGACAUUCAUGGUUGCUGGGCACGAGACGACGAGUGUGGCGACGACAUGGGCACUGUUUGAAUUGACGCAACACCCCGAAAUCCAGUCCAAGCUGCGUAACGAGCUCCUAUCGGUGGAGACCGACAACCCCACCAUGGAAGAACUGAACGCCUUGCCCUACCUCGAUAUGUUCGUCCGAGAAACCCUCCGACUGCAUACACCCGUGCCAUCGACAAUUCGCGUCGCAGUUCAAGAUGACAUUCUUCCGCUUAGCGAGCCCGUGCACGGUACGAACGGACAGAUGGUACAUGAGAUAAGGAUUCGCAAGGGUCAAACGAUGGCUAUUCCCCUGUUGGCUGUCAAUUCCCGAAAGGCGUUGUGGGGCGACGAUGCUUCGGAGUUCCGCCCAGAACGGUGGGAGCAUACACCUAAGGCUGCGUCAGCCAUUCCGGGUGUUUGGAGCAACCUCCUCACCUUCCUCGGUGGACCCCGUGCAUGUAUCGGAUAUCGCCUUUCUCUAGCUGAGAUGAAAGCACUUCUGUUUACGCUGGUUAGAGCCUUCGACUUCGAGUUGGCCGUCUCUCCUUCCGAUUUAAUGUCAGUUGGGAAGCGUCCUUCGCUUCGAUCGGAGCCAGAUUCUGCCGGCAAUAAGAUGCCGCUGAAGUUGAAGCCUGUUCAGCCCGGUUGA